Molecule: messenger RNA, 1230 nt
Organism: Lodderomyces margitis
Lineage: Eukaryota; Fungi; Ascomycota; Pichiomycetes; Serinales; Debaryomycetaceae
Exons: 1
Coding region: 1-1230 (409 amino acids)
Biological process (GO): cytoplasmic translational initiation
Cellular component (GO): eukaryotic translation initiation factor 3 complex
Source: RefSeq, a predicted model, not a curated record
AUGGCUUCAGUAAUUGUCGUUGAUAAUGACUUGAAAGAUUCGAUCAAGGAGUACGCUCAGGUCCUUGAUGGUCUUAAUGGUUCCACUGAACUUACCACAAAAGUUGACUCAUUGUUGCCUAAAGAACAAGAUCAAGCCAUCUCCAAUAAACAAGAAUUAUCCACCAUACUUAAACAAGCUUCCACUGCCGAAACAUUGAAAAACUUGACUGAUAAAGAGUUUGAGCCAACCAUUUACUUAUUGAUCCAUAUCCUUACGGAGUUAGAGGGUACUGAUGCAGUAUUAAAUGAUGAAUCGUCUGCCAUUUAUAGAUUGAUUUUGGCCAUCAAUCCUCAACAACCAUUGUCGUUAAGGGAUAGAAAAUCAAUUAGAUCCACUUCAGUGUUGUCGAUUUUAAGUACAAUUUUCAAUUUGUUACCUAGCGGUUCCAAAACUAGGAUAUAUGUGAUUAAGGAAAUUUUAAAUGUGAUUCAAACUUCCAAUAUUGAAUUUAAUGCUAUUGAAGAUAACAUAUCGGAAAACUUGGUCAACUGGUUACAAGAAAGUAAUGCUUCAGAGAAUGAGACUAAACAAAUUUUCUGGGAUUUCAUUGCGUUGGAUACAGGAUACUCGUUAAAGUCAUUAAAUUUUAUUAAAUCAUUUACUCACAGUUUUGCCGUAUCCGAAUCGGAAGUGGAAAAAUUGACCAAGUUUGCAUUAUUAUCGAAAGUUGUUGACGUUUCAUUCUUGGUUAAUAACAAUGUUGCAUCGGCGUUGAAAAAUGGCGGCAGCAAAUUGACCCAAGUUUUUAGUCAAUACGUUAGGGGCCAAAUACUUUCAACAGAAGAUAUUUUGGCUGCUGAUUCAUCCUUGCCUUCCCAAUUCAUUCACCAAAAGUCGAGAAUCUUAAACUUGGCCAAGUUUUUUGCUAGCAAGUCAUUAUCAUCAGAACACGAUGAUAUUGUAUUUAAAUAUAGUGAAAUUGAAAUUGCAUCCGAUUCAGUCGAGUUGGAAGAGUUACUAGUUGAAGCAAUUAAAGCAGGUGUUUUGGAAGGGAAAAUCAAUCAAAUUGAAGAGACAUUCUACUUGACUAGAGUUAAUAGAUUUAUUUUGGCUGGUGAUGAGGAAGCUAAUGUUGAAAAUUGGAAUCUUGUUAAAAAGGCAUUACAACAAUGGUCAGAUUCAAUAACCAACAUUGAUGAUAUCGUUAGAGCUACUAGAGAGAAUCUUGUUAAUAGUAGUGCUAACUAA